Messenger RNA from Coffea eugenioides, 3636 nucleotides. RefSeq lists its product as uncharacterized. The record is from RefSeq and is a predicted model, not a curated record. Lineage: Eukaryota; Viridiplantae; Streptophyta; Magnoliopsida; Gentianales; Rubiaceae. The coding region runs from base 27 to 3503 and encodes 1158 amino acids. The transcript is spliced from 8 exons.
GGUGGUAUUUUGAUAGAUGAAGUAAGAUGGGUCAGCCGGGAGAUGACGAUGAGAAGAAGAUCGAACAAGCAGAAUUCAAAUCAAAUUCCGAUUUAAGCGAUACCGAGACUCAGCCGGUUGAGAAUGGGGAAUUUUCUCCACCUCAAUUUCAUGAUGAAUUAGCUGGUGAAUUCGAACAUGAGAAUGAUUGGUUACAAUUUAUACAAGACACAUUGCCUGUGGACGAUGCUUUCCCAUUUGGAGAUGCAUUUGAGACUCAAAUGGUGAAUUUUGGUGAUGAGACCCAAGUAGUGGAUAUUACUUGCGAAACCCAGGUGGUGGAUCUUGGUGGUGAAACUCAAGUGUUGGAUGGCCUUGAUACUCAAGUUCAAAUUGAUAGUGAUGCUGGGGGUAGUGAUAAAACUGAGGUUUUGUCUUAUACCCAGGAGCUAUCUGAUGAUGACCCAGCAACAAAAGGAAUUGGUUGUUCAGAUGACCUUGAGAUUACAUUGGACACUGAACUUAGCAAACAAAGUGAUGGAGCUUCUAAAGCACAAUCCGAUGCGUUAUGCAAUGAAGGGCGUCGUUCGGGAUCUAUUGCGAGAACAUUUACUUCAGUUCGUGCAGCGUCCAUGAGAGCCUCUGGUUUGGCAGCUCGCAACAUGGCUAUCAAAAGAAUUGAUAGUAGUUCUUGUCCCAAAAAGUGCAACGAUUCUCUGGAUGUGCAGCCUGCUGAGAAAGAUAAAUCACAUAGUACUAGAGAUUCACUCAAGUUGACCGAUGAACUUAAUCAGAAACAUAGUAUGGAGGAUUAUGAUCCACGAAUCAAGGAACUAGGGAAUGAAAACACACGCAAGUUAGGUAGUUCAGCAGUGAGAAAACUCUUUAUGGAUGAGGUGGUGUCUGAGAUCGAACAAGCAGAUGAUGGUAGGAACGGUUCUGAUGGUACUGGAGGUGUGCCUCAGUUGGCAUCGGAACAUGAUUUGGCAGGUUUAAGUUAUGUAGAUUCCCAAGAACCUGGAGAUCUAUCUCAAGCCAAUGCACUUGAUGUCGUGGACAAAUUUCUUGAACUCAAUGCGGCUGGUUCUGAUCAAGAUGUUACAUUCUCAAAGUCAAACAGGAGAAAAUCAAGAUCUGUCUCUAGUGCAAAAGGGAUUCAAAGUUUGGCCAAGAAAGCUGCUGUUAGAAGCUCACAUGGAGGAAAGGGGAUUUUCAACUGGGAUGAUGAUCUCGAAGAUGAAGGAGGGGGAGAGUUUUUCCAAAAGAAAAGGGAAUUGUUCUUUGAAAAUCGUAGCCUGAGGCAGAGAUCUAUUCCCCACUCCACAAAACCUCUAUGUCUUACCUCCAAAAGUAGCUUAACCAUUCCACUUGAUACAGAUAAGAAGAAGAUAGUGGACAACACCAGAAAACUGAAGGAUGCAUUCUUGUCUGAUUCAAGGCUGUUGUCCAAAAAUUCCAGAGCAAAUGAGUCUUCAAAGCCGAGAAAGGCAAGCUUUAAAAAGAAUCUUCUACCAGAUAUGGAUGAAGAGAUGAGUGAUGCUUCUGUGGAGAGGGUAGUAGAUGCUGGUGCUCACAAGGAUUUGCCAGACAAGAUGGAUGUGGGUUUUGACACACAAAUGGCUGCUGAUGCUAUGGAAGCCUUACAAUUUGCUGUAAGUGUGAAAGAAAAUGAUUGUAUGAAUGGUGAUGAAGGUAUCACAAGCGUGACAAAGAGUGCUCGCACAGAUGACAGAUCAAGUUUUAACGAAAGCAUUACACAGAAAAGAACUUGUUCAUCAGAUGCUGAACUUAUUACGAGACAAUCCAAGAAAGCAAGGAGAACUGGUGUCAAAUUAAGUAGAGAGUCAUAUAGUUCAUCCGUUAAACAGUCUAAGAAUUUGAAAAGGUCAAAGAGGGCUAAAGCAAACUUGAAGGACUUGAUUACAAAUGGAACUGAAAACUUAAGCACUGUUUCUAAGGUGGUUGAGCCCAGAAAGGAAGAUAGAGUUCCAGCGGGAAGUGAUGUUGAUAAUAUUAAUCAUACGCUUGCUACUGCAUCUGCUGGUCGAAAAUCUUUGAAAAGACACCCUUUAAUUGAGGAACUUGGUUCUUUGACACCUAUUGCUCGUCGAACUAGGGCGUCAGCAAAAGCAAGUCAAUCAAAGGCUGAAAACAACUUGGAUAGUUCUAGGUUGGGAAAUGGUGUUGGUAAACUUAGACAUAACAAUGCGAGGAAAAUUGGACAAUCAAAUCAAGAUCGAUGCAGCAAUGUGAAAACAUUUGGUUUGGAAUAUCCGAAAGGGAGAAGGACUCGUUCGAAGUUGCCAUUGGUUAGUCAAGAAGCUGGUGCUCAAAACAUUACGAGGUUUAAAAGAUCAAAACGUGAUGUUACAAGCAGUUCUAUGAAUCGAGUCGAAAAUCAGGACGAGCGGACAUCUGUAAGCCAAGGUAAAAUUAUUUUGGCUGAUAGGACUGAUGUCGGUAGCUCAUUACAUGGAAAUUUGUCUAAUAUUCAGGAAAAUGUGGUUAAGUCUAUAAUAUCGAAUCAUUCAGGCAUAAAAAUAGAUAUGGAUAAUAGUAGAUCUGCUGAAGGGGAGAUUAUGAAUGGAAGUGAAGAUGCAUCACCCAAAGAUAGACGUAAAUCCGGGGCCUCUACAAGCACGACUCCUGUUAGUUUUACAACCCCAAUAAGUGCAGCAUCACCCAUCUGCAUGGGCGAUGAAUAUCAUAAACAGUCAUGUCGGAAAAAUUUGUUAGGGUCAUCUCUCAUGAAAGAACUUAAUAGUAGGACAAAUACUACCAGUCCAUUAUUUACAGGUGGUGUGAAGGACUUGAGGAGACGGAGAGAUAUGACUACUGUUCGAGCCAUGUUCAGUCGCCACCUGGAUGCAGAUACAGUUAAACAACAGAAGAAGAUUUUGGCUCGGUUUGGGGCUUUGGUAGCAUCCUCUUUGUCAGAGGCAACACACUUCAUAACUGAUGAAUUUGUCCGCACCAGGAAUAUGCUAGAAGCUAUUGCUUUUGGCAAGCCAGUGGUGACACAUUUAUGGCUGGAGAGUUGUGGACAAGCUAAUUGCUUCAUUGAUGAGAGAAAUUAUAUACUGAGAGAUGCCAGAAAAGAAAAGGAGUUUGGCUUCAGUAUGCCAGUUUCAUUAUCACGGGCAUGCCAGCACCCACUUUUGCAGGGACUAAGAGUCCUCAUCACCCCAAACACAAAGCCUGGUAAAGAAAUACUGGGAAGCUUGGUCAAGGCAGUUCAUGGUUUGGCGGUGGAGAGACUUGGAAGAUCUGCAUGGAAAGAUGAAAGACUCCCAGAUGACAUUUUGAUUCUUUCUUGUGAAGAAGACUACGAAAUUUGUGUGCCCUUCCUUGAGAAAGGUGCAGCAGUUUACAGCUCUGAGCUGCUACUGAAUGGAAUUGUUAUUCAGAGACUUGAGUACGAAAGGCAUCGUCUAUUCGUGGAUAAUGUCAAGAGAACUCGAUCAACAAUAUGGUUGAAGAAAAAUAGUUCCAAUCAGUAUCUCCCUGUUACUAAAAGCAAAUAAGUUUUUCUGUUUGAAAAAUCUUGUAAAGCCAGAUCCAAUGUACAGUCUCAAUUCAUUGUCUCUUCUCUGUCUUUUGGUUCUUGUAUCAUGUUAGCGUUUUCAUACUUGGAUAAGGUUGUCUUCACCUCGUCUA